Messenger RNA from Cuscuta campestris, 1835 nucleotides. The record is from the annotation of a GenBank genome assembly. Lineage: Eukaryota; Viridiplantae; Streptophyta; Magnoliopsida; Solanales; Convolvulaceae.
CUUGCGCAUCGACCCUCCACGGUUUAACGGCGAGGAUUCGGUGGGUUGGAUUCCGGAUACAGCAAUAUUUCGAUUAUUUUACGUUGGCCGAAACUUUUGCGUUAGCGCAAGAACUAGACGCAUGCACGUCGCCAAGGGGCAAGUCAGACGGUCAUGGCAGUCUAACAGCGUGGGCAGUUUUCCCCAGCCGCAGGUUUCUUCCACCGAAAACAGCAGCGCCAAACCAUCCUCUUUGCUGCCCAUUGUUUGCCUUACACCUGCUGAACGCGCCGAGCGUACUUGCAAAGGGUUAUGUUGGAAUUGCGAAGAGAAGUAUGUUCCGGGUCACCAUUGUGCACACAAGUUUUUGGCACUCUUGGGCACCGACGAUGAGGAACCAACGGAUCCUUCUACGCCCGAUGUGCCAGAGGACAAUUCCCUUAUUACGGGGGAUGUCUCGAGUAUCCACACUAUGUUCGGGGUUUCUAAUCCUCGUUCGCUCCGACUUGCGGGAUCUAUUAAGGGGUCAGCGGUUCAUGUACUCAUUGAUGGUGGUAGCACUCAUAAUUUCAUUCACCCGACCCACGCGGAACGUCUGUGCUUAAUUUUGCAUCCGGUAACGCCGUUUCAGGUAUAUGUAGGGAACGGCGAUUCUCUACGCUGUUCCUACUAUUAUCCUAAGAGUCUGUUAAUUUUGCAAGGACAUGAGUUUGACGUUGAUUUGUAUUUGCUUCCGGUUCAUGGUCCCGAUGUAGUGCUUGGCGACCAAUGGUUACAAGGGUUGGGUAAAGUUUCUCACGAUUACUCCACGAUGACCAUGGAAUUCCACCGCAACGACACUUUGGUGGUUUUAAAGGGUGAUGUUCCGGCGCCUAAGUCGCUGUCCUUUUCGGCUUUCCAAGCCCUCACUGCUUCCGAGUCGGAGUUUGAUUUGUACGAGAUCUUUACCAUGCAGGAGACGGAGUCAAACCCGCCAUUGUCCGAAGAUGACCUGCCGACAGUUCCUCCACUGAUCCGCCAGGCCGACCCGUCAAAGUGUGAGGCCAUGGCUGCCUGGCCAGUUCCUUCCACCGUCAAGCAAUUGCGAGGAUUUUUGGGGCUUACCGGCUAUUAUUGGUGUUUCAUUCAGGGGUACGCCACUCUCGCGUCUCCCUUGACCGACCUUCUCAAACAAGGCGCUUUUCACUGGUCACCCGAGGCGAAGUCCGCUUUCCAAACUUUAAAGGAGAGGUUGCCCCUGCGUCGCCUGGUAGUCUGCCGCGUGAUUUUGAGAGGGGCCGGCCGAUUGCAACACCCACAACGGCAGUUGGCGCACGCACGGUUUUGGUGCAUGGCGUGCCCCAAGAACAAUGAGAAAGAAAUGCAUGAAAAUCCCAAGCUCACAAACGCCUUCAAAGAAUCAAAAGAUUUGUCAAGUGAAGAGUUGAGUGAGUCAAGUGAUGAUUCAAGUGACUCAAGCUCAUCUGAAGAAGAAAGUGAUGAAGACAACGAAGACAAGGCCAUGAGAACAAAAUAUACGGAUUCCCUCAAAUGGAAGAAGUAUGUGAAGAGGAAAGACACAUAUUCAAAGCCGAAGAAAGAACAACAUAAGCCAAGAAGGAAGAAGAGAAAGAAACAAACCUAUGGAAUACUUUGUGCGACGGAAAAGGGAGAAAGGAGAGAGAGAGCAGCCGUAGACCAGAGCCGGGAGGAAGGAGUUCGACACCACCGCCGUCUUCCUCUGCCGCCGCCGCGGGGAUCGCCGGAACCAGCACUCAACACCGCUGCCGCUGUCUCGUCUUCUCCGUUUAUCUAAUUUGUCUAAUUCGUCAAUAAAUCGAGGUAACAGGAAUGAUGAAUAAUGAGACGGUCUUGGA